AUGGAGAUUACCAAACAGAGCAUGGAGUCUCAGUCUGCCACUAUCAAGCGUCUUGAGACAACCGUUGGGCAGCUCUCUGGGACCUUGAACCAGAUGCAACAGCCAAGAAAGCUCCAUGGCCAAGGAUUGCAGCUCCACCAAGCUCAAGCAGUCACUGUUUUACGCAGUGGAAAAGUGGUGGACAACAAAGUGGAAGCCCCUGUGGAAGAACCCCCCAAGGAAGUCCGCAUGGAAGAGCAAGUAAAGGAGCCACUGCAGCCAAGAGAGGAGGAGAAGGAGAAGGAGUCCGAAGUGAAGCUCCACAAGGCUGUCAAGCCAUAUAAACCCCCGAUCCCUUACCCGAGCCGAUUGAAGAAUGAGAAGCUGGACCAACAAAUCACCGAUUUCUACAACAUGCUGGCAGCAUAUUUGAAGUUCUUCAAGGAGUUGGCCUCGAAGAAGAGGAAGUUCGAGGACAACGAGAAGAUUUUGGUGUCCGAGGUUGCAAACUCCAUAAUGCAACAGCCCUUGUCGCCCAAGCAACGAGACCCAGGUAGUUUUGUGAUUAACAUUGCCUUGGGAAAUGGUAAGGAGGCCUCGGGGAUGUUAGAUUUAGGGGCUGGAAUCAAUUUAAUGCCUUACUCUAUUUUCAAACAACUCGAGUUAGGAAAUUUAAAACCCACUCGCAUGUGUUUGCAAUUAGCUGAUAGGUCUGUGAGGUAUCCUCAUGGGGUAGUCGAGGAUAUCCUUGUUAGAGUGAGUGGUUUGAUUGUGCCCGUUGAUUUUGUUGUGUUAGAAAUAGGAGAGGUACAUGAAAAUGGCAAGGAGCAUACUCUACUGCUAGGAAGACCAUUCAUGGCAACUACUAACACGUUGAUAGAUGUUAAAAAUGGCACCAUUAAAAUGACCGUGUUAGGAGAGUCAGUGUCUUUCUCCGUGCAUUAUAAUCGAGCCAUGCCAUCAUCUUCACUCACUAAUGAAUGUUCUUACAUUGAUGUUAUUGAUGGCUUGGCCGAGAUGUUCUUUGUGCAGGAGCAAGAAGUUGUUGAGGUUUUUGCAGGGUCAGCAGACAUGGAGGAGUUUGCCCGUGAAGCCGAAGAAAGAGAGAGGGCCCGCAAGGCUAAACUGCCCAUCGAUGAGGCCGUGGUGAUUGAUUAUGCCACGAAGAGUAAGCAAAAGUUGGAACUCAAGGAGCUCCCCUAA
Molecule: messenger RNA, 1182 nt
Organism: Salvia miltiorrhiza (redroot sage)
Lineage: Eukaryota; Viridiplantae; Streptophyta; Magnoliopsida; Lamiales; Lamiaceae
Exons: 2
Coding region: 1-1182 (393 amino acids)
Source: RefSeq, a predicted model, not a curated record